Molecule: messenger RNA, 255 nt
Organism: Bipolaris maydis ATCC 48331
Lineage: Eukaryota; Fungi; Ascomycota; Dothideomycetes; Pleosporales; Pleosporaceae
Source: RefSeq, a predicted model, not a curated record
AUGCAAAACUACCAAACCAAACACAUGUCUGCUCCAGAAAGUUCAUCCAACCCAACACCGGAUGCCCAAACUAGCAAUGGCAUCAAUAAAGCGGCCAGUUGGAACACGAAUUCCAGUGAGCAAGUUGUGCUGCACAAUACCCAAGAAUCAAAGGAAACAAGUGUAAAAGAAGGAAAGACAGCAUGGCACAUGGAGCGAUGGCUGAACGAGACGACCAAAGAGUCGACAUGGAGUGUAUAUGGGCGUCGUUUCUGA